GGCUUGACCGAAGGCUUGAGAUUCUCGCGAGGUGAGCCGACAAGUAAUGCAGAUGCCUUCAAUAAGGCGAUUGCACUAUUUUUACGCUUCGAUGUCUUUCCAUGCGUGAUUUUAUCAGUCAUUAUGAUGAUCCAGUUAUUCUAGAGAGGGAGAUGAGACAUUAUACCCAGAUCACAGGGGGAGGGAAACAUUACAACCAAAGUGUCCGAGGCUGCACCUGAUAUCAAACAAACAGGGAAGAAGAGGACCUGGCUCUAUCAUUCCGCUUCACGCUGCUGUUAAUGUUUUAUGUCUCUUACUAUCUGGAUUUUGCUUCGUGCACACAUUAUCCCGGACAUCAAACCGCAAAAUGAGUGAGGCAAUAUCAGAUGUCCCGAAAGAACUGCUUGAGAGUGUUAAGGAUGCUGUGGGGAGGAAGAUCAAACUGGUGGUUAAGAAGAGAGUUAAACUGGAGAUCAAAGGAGACAAGGUGGAGAACAGAAUCCUGGCAUUGGCGUCUCACCGGGCGUACCUCCUCAGUGCACGAAUCCCCACCAAGGUGGAGCAGACUUUCAAUUAUCUGGAGAUUCAAGGCAUCACAUGUAACAAACCCACACAGUUUGCAGUGGAAUAUGAGCGCGGUCAGAUUUCUCUGAAGAUGGCAUCUACAGAGGAGGUGAAUGAGGUGGUGGCUCACAUAGGCAGCUGUUUACAGAGGAUCUGCCCCGGCCUGCCACCUCUGAAGGUGAUGAAGAGGUUGUCCAUGGAUCCUCCUGAGAGAAUCGGCUCUCUGCAGACCCUUUGGGAGAAUCAGAGUGGAUCUGAGCCGGGGCCCUGUGGGGGUUUCUCGCAGCAGUACAGGUGUGUGUGUGAUUGGUUAGGCCUUCCUUACAAAGAAGAGGUUCAGUGGGAUGUGGACACGAUUUAUCUGACACAGGACACAAGAGAACUGAACUUGCAGGACUUCAGUCAUCUAGAGAACAGGGAUUUGGUGGCGAUAAUCGCAGUGCUGGAAUACAACCAGUGGUUCACCAAGCUCUCCACCAAGGAUUAUAAACUGUCUGCAGAUGUCUGUGAUCAAAUUCUGAGAGUUGUGACCCGAUCGAGUCGGCUAGAGGAGCUGGUUCUGGACAAUGCUGGUCUCAAAACGGAUUUUGCACAGAAAUUGGCAAAUGCCCUCGCCCACAAUACCAACUCAGGACUGCACACCUUAAACCUUGCCAACAAUCCUCUCGAGGACAGAGGAAUUGCCUCUCUGGGUGCACAGUUUGCCAAACUCCGCAAGGGCUUCAAGCAUCUGAACUUCUCCAGAACCUCAUUGUCACCCAAAGGGGUGAACAGCCUUGCUCAGUCACUGAGUGCCAACCCGUCCACCCCCAACACACUCACCCAUCUUGACCUCUCAGGAAAUGUGCUGCGGGGGGAUGACCUUCCGAAUUUCUACAAUUUCCUUGGCCAGCCCAACACCCUGCACACCCUGGACCUGUCCAACACAGACUGCUCACUUGACUUGGUGUGUUCUGCGCUGCUCAGAGGUUCUGUCCAGCACCUCACCGUCCUUAAUGUGUCAAAAAGCAUCUUUGCCCUCAGGAAAGGUAAAGACGCACCUCCUGCGUUUAAGCACUUUUUCAGCAGUGCAAUGGUUCUCAACACUAUCAACGUUUCAGGAACCAAAUUACCCCCAGAGGCCUUGAAAGCUCUUCUGUUGGGUCUGGCCAGUAAUCUCAGUGUUAAAGACGUCUCUCUGGACCUCAGCUGUUGUGAGCUGCGGUCCGGAGGCUCCCAGAUCCUGGAGGGCUGCAUUGCUGAAAUUCCCAACAUCUCCUGUCUGGACAUCUCUGAUAAUGGUCUGGACUCUGAUAUGGCAACUCUUUUAGUAUGGCUGGCCAAGAACCGCUCAAUAAGACAUCUGUCACUGGGCAAAAACUUCAACAAUAUCAAAUCAAAAAAUCUGGCUCCUGUCUUGGACAACCUGGUGCACAUGAUUCAAGAGGAAGAAUCGCCUUUGACAUCUCUCUCUUUGGCGGACUCCAAGCUAAAGACUGAUCUCACCAUUGUGCUGAACGCUCUGGGCAGUAACAGCUCUUUAACUCGUGUGGACAUCAGUGGGAAUGGAAUGGGAGACAUGGGAGCAAAGAUGCUGGCCAAAGCUCUGCAGAUCAACAGCAAACUCCGGACGGUCAUCUGGGACAGAAACAACAUCAGUCCACAAGGUCUUCAGGAUGUGGCAGCUGCAUUGGAGAAGAACUUUGCCAUCCGUUUCAUGCCCAUCCCCAUCAUAGAUGCAUCUCAGGCACUCAAAGCCAGCCCUGAGAAGACUGAGGAUGCGUUGCUAAAGAUUGAAAGUUACCUGUACAGAAACCAUGAAACCCGCAAGUACGUCCAAGAGCAAGCUUACCGACUCCAGCAGGGCAUUGUCUCCACCACCACACAGCAGAUGAUCGACCGGAUAUGUGUGAAAGUCCAGGACCAUCUCAACUCUCUGAAGACCACAGAGAAUGACACUAUCCAGGAGGAUGUCAGAAUGGCAGAGAACCUCAUGAAGGAUGCUAAAAACUCAAAAACACUUCUACCCAACCUGUACCACCUGGGCACUGCGUCCAGAGAGGAGGUGAGUGCCUCUUCAGUGGGACCCAUCCAGGCGAAACUGGACUCUAUGGCAGGAGAGGUGGCACGGGUCAUGGAUGAGCAGCUCCAGACACUGCUUGAGUCAAUGGUGGGUGCAGCCAUGGGUCUGUGUCCUCACGUCAUGAAGAAAUCCAACCUGCGGCAGGAUCUUAUCAAAGCCGGCAUGACUAAGAUGGUCGUUCCUCAAAGCUUCAUCAAGAACACACUCCUUGAGCAGUCUGGCAUCGAUAUCAUGAACAAGAUCAGUGAAGUGAAGCUCAGCCUGGCAUCAUUCAUCUCCGAUCGAAUUGUUGAUGAGAUUUUAGAGGCACUUUCCAGCUCACAGCAGACACUGGCUAUGCACCUGUCCGGGAAAGGGCGCCACAUGCCACAGCAGGAAUUUCUUGACAUGGACGUUCCCGAGGAGAAAGUUCCUAAACGUUCCACUACAGAGCUGAUGGAGGGGGAGAGGCUGGAUGACCUGGAGACCUGCAUGAUGACGCCCAAGUCUAAGAGAAAGAGCAUUCACAGUCGAAUGCUGAGGCCAGUCUCCAGAGCGUUUGAGAUGGAGUUUGACUUGGAUAAAGCUCUUGAGGAUGUGCCCAUUCACAUAGAAGACCCCUCCCCACCUCCUAAACUGGAAAAAAAGCCAUCUACAACCAUGGGAGAACUUCCCUCAGAGGAAUGCAAGAAACUACAACACUAUACCAAACUGAGGCCCAAGAGGAAUAAAAAUACCAAUUCCAGCAAGAUUCCACAGAUCAGCAGCACUCCAUCUCAGGAAGGAGAACACAAUGGGCUCAUGGGAAGGGUGGAUGAAGGAGUCGAUGAGUUUUUCUCUAAAAGAGUCACAAAAAUAUAUGAUAAACGGUCAACUCUAAAGAGUUCUGAGUCUCAAGACAGCGAUAAGAAACGAGAAUCACGCAAGGGUGGUUUCCUCAACCUUAUCAAGUCCCGGUCCAACAAAUAUGAUAAAGACAAGGACAAGGAGAAAAAUCAGGCCUCUGCUCCUUCCCCAGCUCCGACUCCAUCCCCUGCCCUGAGCCAGACAGCUCCUCUAGCUCUAGAGGAGCCCUCCUCCCCUAAGGGUCCUGUCCGGAGCCCACCAAUCGAUGCUAAAGCCAAAUCCCAGACCCCGCCUGCAAACCACAGCAGCAGCUCAGAGCGCUCGGAGGAGCCAAAGACUCCAGACUCGGUGGACUCUGAGCUGUCAGAGGGCAGUCCUCAGGGCAACCGCAGAUACGUGCAUGUGAUUGGCAGUGGACUGCUGGCCGAAAUGAAGGCCAAACAGGAGAAGAGGGGCCCCUUUAGCUCUCAAAAGGUAUCAGAGUCUUCCUCUAAUUCGGACAAACCAGAUGGACCACCAUUAGGAAAGGGUCAUUCUCCAGGGUUAAGCAAGACCGAGGGGAAUGUUAGCUCUCUAGAGAAAGUCUCUCGUGCUGCAGUGGAGGGCAAGCCCGAGAUGGCCCCGAGACCCAGGACAUUCACUGGCACCAAACCAGCCCUGGCAGCUCGACCUGCCAUCCCCCAGAAACCACGAACUGGCAGUGUGAGAAGCAUAGAUGAGAGCACUGAUUCUCCUACUGGAGGCCCCAAGGGCCCGGGACUACCACCACUGAGGAAGGUGCCCUCAGAAAAAGAGGGACCCAACAGUCCUUCAAAGACCAGCAAGAAUUCAGCUCAGGAAGCAGCAGAGCAGACGGCAGACAUUAGUGUGUUUGAAUCAGACUCUGAGCUGGCCUCCAGAUCUCGAGCCGCACCGCAGCAUUCAGAGGACGAGAGUCAUCCAGAGCACAGCACACCGCUCUCCAGGCCUGUGAGGAUGUCCACAGCAACUGAUUCCUCCCAGAAGUCCGCUCGAAUAAACUCUGAAGAGAGCAACUCUAAGGCCAAGGACAUGCCCCUCAGCAGCAACAAAGACAAGGACUCGAGUCAAAGCAGCAAGUCUGCUGACUCUGGAGAAGAAGUUGAUAAAGACUUUAUUUUUGUAUGAGAACGAAAGACCGCUUCACCGUGCAUCAUUCCAUCCUGCCAAUACAAACCUCACCAAAUUUUCUGACACCAACUUUCCCAACUGUAGCAUCCACAACCCUAAUAGGCAGGAAGUGUGAUUGUGUGUGGAUGUGUGUUUUGAAUCAAUGUGUGCAUGCUUGCAUGCUUAUUUCCACCAUUCUUAAACUGCUAUAUGACGUGUUUAGGAAGCGACUUGGUUGCAUUGUAGCACAUUCAGUACCAGGGCUCAAGCACUGUUAGACUAUGUGUGCUUAUACUGUAUUAAAAUACCCUUUACACGCUCUUAAAGCAGCAGACGAGUCUGAUUCUGUUCUGUCCGUUUAACCCUUAUGCCUUAGUCACACUGUACUGUAAUCUGAGUCAAAGCAGGACACCGAGGCAUUUCAUUUUCUACCGUUAGAAAAUAUAUCUCUGGAGACAUAAUGAAUAUUAUCUUUUUAACAGUGUGUGUCCAGUUUUAUCUGCUUAAGUUUCCGGCUUCAUUCCGAGGUGUGUCCAUCCAGGGGUCUGUUGGUUUCUUUUCUGUAAUUGUAAAGUAAUGGAUGAAAUCCGUUUCAUUUAUUUUACUUUUUCUCAGUUAACUGUAUUUUAAAGAUAGUAUAUAAUAAUAAAAAUAUAUAUUAUUAUUUACUUGCUCUUAUGCCAUUCCAAUUCGGUAUGCUGUUGUUAUUUUUCAUUUGUAUUUUUUUGUGGAACACAGAAGUAGAAAUUUUAUAGUAUUCAGGGGCCGUCAAUCUCCAAAAACACCAAAAAAGCCCCAUAGAAGUAUUACACAAGUAGUCCGUUCGACUAUAUACACAUAUAUGCACUAUACUGUAUAUUUUUUGUUAUUUUUAUAGUUGUCUUUUGAAGCCAUACAAUAUCUUUGUGUGUGGAGUAGACCGAACUAAAUCGUUCAAUGAUUAUCUUCCUUUCAAAUACUUUUAUGGUGUUUUUAAUGGUGUUUUUUGUCUUUUCUUGAAAAAAUAUAAAAGCAUAUGAGUUUGGAACGAUAAGAGGCUGGGUAUAAAAUGACAUUGGGUCUGUUCCAAAACCUAGUGAGAGUCCUCCAGCGGCAGCAAUUAAGACAUUACAGUGCUCCUGAGGAUGAGUGGAUACAAUGACACCCGGUACGGAGAGGUUUGGCGACCACGUGUUAAAUUUGUACAGCGAUGAUUUCACCUCUAAAGAAUUAAAUUGUGCCAAAAAAUUACUAAAACAGCAAUUGCGAGUGGGGUGGCCAAUGGUGUUUUUAGGUUUCUGUCCAUGGUGGCCACAGCCACCCCUGGCCACCUCCUAGCUCCGCCACUGCUCACUAAGUUUUGGAACAGACCCUUAGAUUUCAUUUUAGGGUCUUGUUGACAAUUAUUUUACUUUUAGUCUUUUCUCCUGGUCUGUCUAAUUGCACUGGAUUUUCUCUUCUGGUUUUAUGUCAUAAUGAAUAAUAUUUUAUGAAUUGUGGGAGAAAAAAAAAUAGCAUUUGAUUUUUUUUUUUCCUCCAAAACAGACAACUAUAUGUAUUUGUCACUUUGUCAGUAUGUUUGAUAUGCAUGUUUGUGUGUUUGUGUGUGUGUGUGUGUGUUCGUUCAAUUGACCUGUUUCAUGUGACAUCACUGAAUGACCGCACCGCCAUGUUUGUGACCAAUAUUCCAUGUACAUUCAAUGUUCUGUGGGAUGCGACAAAAACCUUCUUCAAAUGUUAAAAGCAGCUCCUACGUUCAUACAGAUGAGAUCAUUACAGACAUGUUUUAAUACUAGAAAACAACACAAAAGCAAUUGUAACUUCUGAUUGAGUGAUGUUUACGGUGAUGUAUCAGUGGGCAUGUGUACUCACCGGUCACACAUCAGACUCGCUGGCGUACGGCUAUGAAUCAUGGAUAAAAUAUUUUUAAAUGUUGUGGAAGUUCAAUUUGCCAAUAUUUGUGCUAUCUUCAGACCUGGAUGAAUUUUCCUGGGACUUUGCAUGGAUCAAAAGCUAUUUUUGAUGUUUUUUUAUUUAUUUAUUUUUUAUUCCUUCACCGCCAUUGUUUCCUCCCGCUGAUGGUCACAAAUAUGGCAGCUGUGGAGAAAAGUGGCAUCACUGAAAAAGGUUAAUAUGUUUGUUUCAAGGGCACAGAAAAAGCCUUGACUAAACUAAACUGCACUGUUCAUAAUGAUUCGUCAAUGAAAAUCUUUUUAGUCUAGGACUUAACCUAAUCUGUGUCUGAAAAAGGCAGAUUGAAUAGAUAAAGUAUUUGAUCGUGAAAUAUUACCAUUUAAUAUGUGUGAAAUGGCAUGUAUGUAUGUGUACACAGAACAUCUAAUGAAAAGGUACUAAUCAUAAUGCUGAAUAAAGUGCAAAUUGUCAUUUUAAGAUUAUUACGACUUGUGAUUGGUGCCGCUUUUUUAACCGACACAACUGGCUCUUCCUCCUGAAUUGGAAUGUAAAUUCUGUUGAUAUAAUGCUUGGCAGUUUCUAAUCAUUUUGUUAAUGCACACUGCUGGGCACAAUGAAUUAAUAUUUUCUUUAUGGGAAAGGGCAAAUGUGAAAAGAAUAUAAAUGUAUGUGGUCAGUGUUGAUAUUAAAAUGAAAUCUUGUUUUUCUUUAAUAGUGUUUUUUCAGAGCAGCAGUCUCUUCUACUCUUUCUUUGUUUGUCAUGCAGUAUUUUGAUUCACUGGUUUGGGGGGAUAAUCAUGAGGUUGACUCUUUAAUGUUUUACACUCAUGUUCUAUCAGUCGUGGACAUUUUAUUGGUGUGUCU
Molecule: messenger RNA, 7318 nt
Organism: Xyrauchen texanus (razorback sucker)
Lineage: Eukaryota; Metazoa; Chordata; Actinopteri; Cypriniformes; Catostomidae
Product: F-actin-uncapping protein LRRC16A-like
Exons: 38
Coding region: 350-4579 (1409 amino acids)
Biological process (GO): regulation of Arp2/3 complex-mediated actin nucleation; cell migration
Cellular component (GO): plasma membrane; lamellipodium
Molecular function (GO): protein binding
Source: RefSeq, a predicted model, not a curated record